GUCUUGGUCCUGGGGCCUCUUGCUCGUGAGCCCGCGGGCUGCACAGGGCCGCUCGGCUGCGCCGGGCUGGCGGGGUUAUGUGCGUGUGGACGCCAAGGCCUGAGCCCCGGGAGGGACCUUCCCGCGGGCGGGCGGCGCCUUCUCGGGGGGACCCCAGCCCGGGGGGUCGGCUCUGCACCCCAGCACCUCGCGGCCGCCUUCUGGGGACCUGCCCGCGGGAAGGUUAGACUCGAACCGCCCCAGGGUAAAUAACACGUAUCCAGUUUAAGAAGCAGCUUUCAGAACUUAGGGGAUAGAUGGGGCUUGACCUCUGCUGGGCAGCCCCCAGUGACAGCCAUCCCGUGCUUAGAAGAGAUGACUGCAGAAUUAAGGGAGACCAUGGCCCUGGCCUCAUGGGGACCGGUGACUGUGAAAAAGGAGGAGGAAGAAGAGGAAAACUUCCCUGGGCAGGUACCUGGCCAGCCAAUGCACUCCGAGAACAUCAGUGUCUGGGCUCCCGGGGAAGGGGCUUCAGCAGACCUUGACAUGGCAGAGCCAGUUGGAGAGGGCCCGAACAUUUUCUGGAACAUGGCGGUGAUACUGAAAGCUGCACAGGACGCACCAGCUGCGUCCCUAUAUGGUAGAUGCUCCUUUCCCAGGACCCUGACCAAGAGCGAGAGGCUGGACACUCAUGGGAACAUCAUGUUGCCAGGCGUUGAAACCCAGAGUCCCCAAUUAUUGGUUUCAAAAACUGAGACAUGCGAUGAGGCAGAAAGAAUCCAGAAGUUGGGCCCUCGGGAAUUUGAGUUAGGAGAAACCGGUGGAAAUGGGAGCAUGCUUAAACAGCAGAGAAUAAAGAGGGAAAAGGAGGAGCUCAGAGACGUGCCCGGCAAAGACCGUCAUCUGUCUGAAAGCCUCAAAGAAGAGAAAGACCAGCAAGGUCUGAAGUCUGGGGAAAGACAUGGCCUGAGUCCCGGCCCUGUGAAAAAUGCAAAAAGCCAGCCGGGGCAGAAGCCUUUCACCUGCAGUGUGUGCGGAAAGGGCUUCAGUCAGAGCGCCAACCUGGUGGUGCACCAGCGUAUCCACACGGGGGAGAAGCCCUUCGAGUGUCACGAGUGCGGGAAGGCCUUCAUCCAGAGCGCCAACCUGGUGGUGCACCAGCGCAUCCACACGGGGCAGAAGCCCUACGUGUGCGCCAAAUGUGGCAAGGCCUUCACCCAGAGCUCCAACCUGACCGUCCACCAGAAGAUCCACUCCCUGGAGAAGACCUUCAAGUGCAGUGAAUGCGAAAAGGCCUUCAGUUACAGCUCGCAGCUGGCCCGCCACCAGAAGGUGCACAUCACCGAGAAAUGCUACGAGUGUAACGAGUGCGGGAAAACGUUCACGCGGAGUUCCAACCUCAUCGUCCACCAGAGGAUUCACACGGGCGAGAAGCCCUUCGCCUGCGGUGACUGCGGCAAAGCCUUCACCCAGAGCGCCAACCUGAUUGUGCACCAGCGCAGCCACACGGGCGAGAAGCCCUACGAGUGCAAGGAGUGCGGGAAGGCCUUCAGCUGCUUCUCGCACCUGAUCGUGCACCAGAGAAUCCACACCGCCGAGAAGCCGUACGACUGCAGCGAGUGUGGCAAAGCCUUCAGUCAGCUCUCUUGCCUUAUCGUGCAUCAGAGGAUUCACAGCGGCGACCUGCCGUACGUGUGCAACGAGUGCGGGAAGGCGUUCACGUGCAGCUCCUACCUGCUCAUCCACCAGCGCAUCCACAACGGCGAGAAGCCAUACACAUGCGGCGAGUGUGGCAAGGCUUUCCGGCAAAGGUCCAGCCUCACCGUGCACCAGCGAACCCACACCGGGGAGAAGCCCUACGAGUGUGAGAAGUGUGGGGCGGCUUUCAUUUCCAACUCGCACCUCAUGCGGCACCACAGGACCCACCUCGUGGAAUAACGGGAGAGGGGA
Messenger RNA from Sorex fumeus (smoky shrew), 1929 nucleotides. RefSeq names its product zinc finger protein 35 (gene ZNF35). The record is from RefSeq and is a predicted model, not a curated record. Bases 355 to 1917 code for a protein of 520 amino acids. Lineage: Eukaryota; Metazoa; Chordata; Mammalia; Eulipotyphla; Soricidae. The transcript is spliced from 4 exons.